Phaedon cochleariae (mustard beetle) is the source of this 1224-nucleotide messenger RNA. Lineage: Eukaryota; Metazoa; Arthropoda; Insecta; Coleoptera; Chrysomelidae. The record is from the annotation of a GenBank genome assembly.
AUGAUUAGUACUAGUGUGCAACAGAGUGCCGAUAUGAUGCAUCUGGAGCAGCAUCAUCUGCAAAUGAAGCCGCAGAGUCCAUCCUCAUCAAGCAGGAUUUUGGACAUUCCCUGCAAAGUCUGUGGAGAUUUCUCUUCAGGCAAACACUACAACAUUUUCGCUUGCGAUGGCUGCGCGGGAUUUUUCAAAAGGUCCAUCCGAAGGAACCGACAGUACGUCUGCAAGGCAAAAGACGAAGGAUCCUGCGUCAUCGACAAAACCCACAGGAAUCAAUGCAGAGCUUGCAGACUGCAGAAAUGCCAGGAAGCAGGAAUGAACAAAGAUGCAGUGCAGCAUGAAAGGGGACCACGCAAUUCUACGCUAAGAAGGCAACAAAUGUCCAACUAUUUCAACGAAGCCAGAGAGCGGAUGAUGGUAUCACCACCUUCCGGUGCUUUGAACUUGGCCAUUCCCAAACCUUCUUCAUCACCUGUUAUGGAAAGUCGAUUCCCGUUUCUUCCACCAGCAGGAUUCCUGUGCAAUACAAUAAUAAACAUGCCAAGGCUUCCAGUACCAGUUCCUGCAAUGAUGACAACUACACCAUCGCUUCUCGACCCAGCAGUUAUCUGCGAGGCUGCAGCUAGGCUUCUGUUAAUGAACGUCAAAUGGGCCCGAAGUAUCCCAUCCUUCACAACUCUGCUCUUCUCGGACCAGCUGAUCCUCUUGGAAGAAAGCUGGAGAGAGCUCUUCAUCCUUGGCGCUGUCCAGUUUCUUCCGAUCAGCAACCUGGCAAGACUGGUAGCAGAGUGUGGUGUGCUAGAGAGACUCGGAAACCACGGAGCCUUCUUACAAACCGUGCAAGACUUCCAAGACUUGCUCAUCAAUCUCAGGCAGCUAGGCAUGGACCUGCAGGAGUUCGCUUGCUUGAGAGCCAUUGUCUUGUUCAAAACUUCCUUCGAAAAGGCGUCUGGUUCUUCUCCUAUACAAGCGGAGAGCAAGGUGCUGAAUGAUCCUGGAAAGAUAGCAGCUAUCCAGGAUGAGACGCAGCUGAUGCUGAACAAGUACAUCAGCACAGCUCAUCCAGGGCAGCCACUGAGGUUCGGCAAGCUGUUGUUGUUACUGCCGACGCUGAGGAAUGUACCUGGAGAGACCAUAGAAGAACUGUUCUUCAGAAGAACGAUUGGGAAUAUUCCGAUAGUGAGGAUCAUCUGCGACAUGUACAAAUCCCAAGCAGCUCUUUGAGGA